Messenger RNA from Danio rerio (zebrafish), 1026 nucleotides. It is a transcript of the gene atoh7, whose product is annotated as atonal bHLH transcription factor 7. NCBI's taxonomy places the organism in Eukaryota, Metazoa, Chordata, Actinopteri, Cypriniformes, Danionidae. Gene Ontology annotation, biological process: system development; animal gross anatomical part developmental process; regulation of DNA-templated transcription. The record is from RefSeq and is marked provisional. Gene Ontology annotation, cellular component: nucleus; perikaryon; axon. Gene Ontology annotation, molecular function: protein dimerization activity.
UCCGGAAUUACAUCCCAAGAACAUCGGUGACAUUUUUGGAGACUUUUUUGAAGAGCCAUGAAGCCCCGCAGGCCGAGCUGUGCAGACUCCGGGUCUGAUUCUGAUUCCAGAGACCCGGAGAAGUUUGAGAGUGCUAUGCGGCGCAGGAUGGCGGCCAAUGCAAGAGAACGAAAGAGAAUGCAAGGCCUGAACACGGCAUUCGACCGGCUUCGGAAAGUGGUUCCACAGUGGGGUCAAGACAAGAAGCUGUCCAAAUACGAGACCCUACAGAUGGCUCUGAGCUACAUCAUGGCCCUCAAUCGGAUCCUGAGCGACGCUGGUAGACACGUGGAUCCUCAGAAAGACUGGCUUAAUUUACAGUUCGACGGCCUACAGACUGAGGGAUAUUUUAUGCACUACGAUUCACCUGUGGAAAGUGACUGCAUGCUUUCUUCUUUCUCCUACCACUACGAAAGCCUCUGAAGUGACUGACUGAUGGAGCAUUUACUGUAUCUUUCUUUAUGUGGAUACAGGAGGGUGUAAAUAUGUUUGUAUUACUAUGUAAUAUUUUAUGUUCAUGCUUUAAUGGAGUCUGAAUCAUUCUAGUGGUAUACAGGGUGAGGAAAAAGUACGUUUUUGUGCAAUUGUAGAAAAUCUUCCAUUGGGCGGGUUGUGAAUGAGGACUUAAAAGCGCAUUUGUUUAUGAAUCAGAUGUUCAUAUUUUAUUUGGAUUGCUUUGUAUCAAAUCUUUGUGAUUGGUGUGUGCUCAGCUCAAAGUCGAGAGCUGAAUAUCAUACACUGUGAUGUUAUUCUGCCAUUGAAUUUUCUUGCUGUGUUUUGUUGAUAAACUCAAUAAGAGGGGAAGAGAGUGUGAUAAUGUUUAUAAUAAUACAAUUAAAAAAUUGUAUUUUUUAUGUAUAAUGUUUUGUACCGUAGCCAGAGUAGUUUGAGCUGUAGUUUAUUUUUUGAUUGAACUGGAUUUAAAAUGUUAUAUUUUGUUUAUGGUGCAAUUAAUAUGUGUUAGAAUAAACACUGACUAAACCACUC